AAUUAAGAAUAUUAUAUAUUCAUAAUGGCCAGUGAAAAUAUAUAUCUCUUUGUGCCUAACUUAAUUGGCUAUGUGAGAAUUAUUUUCAUGUUGGUUUCAUUUUAUUUCAUGCCUUCCAGUCCUUGGAUUGCUGUUAGUUUAUAUUUAACAAGUGAAUUUUUGGAUGCAUUUGAUGGGCAUGCUGCACGUGCAUUAAAUCAAUGCACAAAGUUUGGUUCAGUUUUAGAUAUGGUGACUGACAGAUGUUCAACUACUGGUCUGCUUAUUGUUCUUGCUCAAUUUUAUCCAAGAUAUCAAGUUGUGUUUCAGUUUCUUGUUGUUCUUGAUAUUUUUAGUCAUUGGGUUCAAGUAUAUAGCAACUUACUAACUGGUACCCAAUCACAUAAAACUGUUGCCGAAAGUGGAAAUGCAUUUUUGAAAUUGUACUAUAAAUCAAGGGCUGUCUUGUUUACGAUGUGCGCUGGAAAUGAGUUGUUCUUUGCUAUGUUAUAUCUUCUUCACUUCUCCAGUGGACCAAGCAUGUUUGGUUUUGGUUUGUGGAAGGUCAUAGCUUGUAUUACAUUUCCGAUCAGUCUUACAAAAAAUGUUUUAAAUAUAAUACAACUUGUCAAUGGCUUCAAGGCUGUGGCUGAUAUUGAUAUAAAAGAUAGAACAAAAAAAAACUGAAGUUAAACUGAAGAUCUUAAGUUAAAUUUAAAAAUAACUGAAGUUUAAAAAGCAUUGUAAAUUUUAUAAAUCUAAUUU
Hydra vulgaris (swiftwater hydra) is the source of this 744-nucleotide messenger RNA. Its product is annotated as CDP-diacylglycerol--inositol 3-phosphatidyltransferase. The record is from RefSeq and is a predicted model, not a curated record. Gene Ontology annotation, biological process: phosphatidylinositol biosynthetic process. Gene Ontology annotation, cellular component: Golgi apparatus; membrane. Gene Ontology annotation, molecular function: CDP-diacylglycerol-inositol 3-phosphatidyltransferase activity. Lineage: Eukaryota; Metazoa; Cnidaria; Hydrozoa; Anthoathecata; Hydridae.